This is a messenger RNA of Hypanus sabinus (Atlantic stingray), 2631 nucleotides long. RefSeq names its product SLIT and NTRK-like protein 5 (gene slitrk5). Bases 28 to 2631 code for a protein of 867 amino acids. Gene Ontology annotation, cellular component: membrane. Gene Ontology annotation, molecular function: protein binding. Gene Ontology annotation, biological process: axonogenesis; positive regulation of synapse assembly; regulation of presynapse assembly. The record is from RefSeq and is a predicted model, not a curated record. Lineage: Eukaryota; Metazoa; Chordata; Chondrichthyes; Myliobatiformes; Dasyatidae. The transcript has 2 exons.
UCCCUUGAUUCCGCUAUCCAUAAGAAAAUGUAUGUCUGGAUCACGCAGACCAUCGCCUUUGCAUCCUUCGUCCUGUCUUGGGCUGAAAUCAUCGAAAGCUACGGAGAGAUCUGUGAAAACCUUUGCUCUUGCGAGGAGAAAGACGAAAUACUGGUCGUGGGUUGUGAAAACAGCGAGAUUAUCAGCCUUCUUCAGAUCAGCCCGCCGCGAUUCUCCGUCUAUCAUCUCUUUCUCACCGGGAAUCUGCUCCACCGAUUGUACUCGAACGAGUUUAUUAAUUUUACUGGGGUUUCUAUUCUCCAUCUGGGCGGUAAUGAAAUCCAGGACAUCGAACCGGGCGCUUUCAACGGGCUGCGAACGACCAGGAGGCUGCACCUUAACAAUAAUAAAUUGGAAGGGAUUCGAGAUGACACUUUUUUUGGACUGGAAAAUUUGGAAUACCUCCAGCUAGAUUAUAACUACAUCAGCUCGAUCGAAGCCGGUUCCUUUAGUAAACUGCACAUGCUGCAAGUCCUGAUCCUGAACGACAAUCUCCUCAGCAGUUUACCCAGCAACGUCUUCAAAUAUGUUCCUCUCACGCACCUCGACUUGCGGGGUAACAGGCUCAAGAUGUUACCGUAUGCGGGGCUUUUGGAGCAUAUGGACAGGGUGGUAGAGUUGCAGUUGGAGGAAAACCCCUGGAACUGCACUUGUGAGCUCAUCGCCCUGAAGGCUUGGCUGGAGAGCAUUUCCUACACGGCCUUGGUCGGGGAGGUUGUUUGUGAGACGCCUUUCCGACUCCACGGCAGAGACCUAGAUGAGGUCGCCAAGCAGGAGCUCUGCCCCAGGAGGGUGAACGUGGACUCGGAGAGGAAACCCGUGCCCCCUUUGACUACCCACGGCUAUUUCUACACCACCCCAGCGCCAGCAACGUCGUUCAUCACUUCAUCGCCUGUAUCAAAGUUCCCAGCGAGGACCCCUAAAGGCACUCGCCUCCCCAAAGUACCACGUGUUCGCACCACCUCCAAGGGACCCUCCCUAAAAGAAGGAUACAACUAUGGACCCAUUUUCGCCUAUCAGACCAAGCCUCCCGUGCCUUUAGUGUGCCCUCGCCAAUGCACGUGUAACAUGCAAAUCUCCGAUUUAGGUCUUAACGUAAAUUGUCAGGAAAGAAAGAUCGAAAGAAUAUCCGAGCUGGAGCCAAAGCCCUACAACCCUAAAAAAAUGUACCUCACAGGGAAUUACAUCCUGACCGUGCGACGCUCUGAUUUCUUUGAGUCGCCCGGAUUAGAUUUAUUACACCUUGGUAACAAUAGAAUAACAGUGGUUCAGGACCGGGCUUUUAUGAACCUGACACACUUGCGCCGACUUUAUCUCAAUGGCAAUUGCAUCGAAAGACUCACUUCAGAAAUAUUUUACGGGCUGCGAAGUUUGCAGUUCCUCUACCUAGAGUACAAUGCCAUCAAGGAGAUAGUGCACGAUACUUUCCGGCCGGUCCCCAGUUUGCAGCUCCUCUUUAUAAAUAACAAUCUGCUAAAGGUUUUCCCCGUGGAUAUCUUUCUUGGCUUGAAUUUGACCAGGCUCAGUUUGCGGAGUAAUCGUUUCACCUCCCUGCCUGUGGUUGGAGUCCUCGAGCAACUGAAAUCCUUAAUACAGAUCGAGUUAUAUGAAAAUCCUUGGGAUUGUACGUGUGAUAUUGUGGGCAUGAAGCUUUGGCUAGAAAAGCUUAAUUCCGGGACUCUUAUAAACGAAGUAAUCUGUGAAUCGCCCAAAAGAUUCGCAGGAAAAGACCUGCGAGCGAUUAAAUCGGAUUUAAUCUGCCCUGAUUACUCAGAUAUAGUGGUGUCGACCACCAGCCCCACCGUUACCCAGUCCACGGAGGCACCCACUACCGCAGCCACCCCACUCCAAUACAUCAAGGAUACUGGUUCUGUGCCGCUCUCUGUCCUUAUCCUGAGUUUGCUUCUGGUUUUCAUUACAUCCGUGUUCGUUGCCGCUGGUCUCUUCGUGCUGGUAAUGAAACGUCGGAAAAAGGCCCAGAGUGAUCGGGCCAGCACUAACAACUCGGACGUGAGCUCUUUCAACCUUCAGUACAGUGUCUACAGUCACAGGUCGGCUCCCAAGGUCAAGGGUCCAGCGAGUCAGGUGUAUGAAUACAUUCCCCAGCCUCUGGGACACAUGUGCAAGAACCCCAUCUACAGAUCCAGAGAAGGCAAUUCAGUAGACGACUACAGGGAUUUACAUGAGCUGAAAAUCGCCUACAGAAGCCAAGCAGAGGAGGAAAGAGAAAACCAGCUGAGAAGCCCCACGUACAGCAUCAGCGUCAUAGAGCCCCAUGAGGAGAUCUCCCCAGUGCAAGAUGUAGAUCAUUUCUACCGUGGGAUUUUAGAACCCGAGAAGGUGUCACCCAGUGGGAACAGUGUUGACUAUAAAUAUGGUAGCCCACCAAACUAUAAUUACUCACCAAACUAUGAAGUUAGACGUCAAUAUUUACAUCCGGAAAGGAUGAGGGAGACGGUGCUCUAUGGGGCACCCAGUAAUUUAUAUGCUGAGCAAAUUAGAAAUGACUAUCUGGAACUGAAGGCAAAGCUUCACGCUGAGCCGGACUACCUCGAAGUUCUUGAAAAACAGACCACCUGCAGUCAGUUCUGA